AUGCUCUCGCUCCUGCCGGCUGUCGCCAGCGGCGCCUCGUACACCUCCACGCUCAUAGGCACGUCGUCGCGCGUCCGGCUCGACAUCGGGCUCGAGCGAGGGUCGUGGAUGCCGAAGAACAUCAAAGGCUGGGGUGGGUCGGGCGCGAGGGUGGUUGUGUCGGCGCUGGUGGACUUCGAGGCCGAGCCCGCAAAUGAGGCAGAGGAGCUCGUGGGACCACGCAGUCAGACGCGCGUGCUAAACGCGAGAGGUGGCGGCAAGAUAGUGACGUUUGACGGCGAGCAGGCGGUCGACUUCACAUCAGGCGGGUGGUGCGUGCAGCGGCCGCUUGGCGCGCAAGCAGGCUCGGACGAGGGCGGCUCGAGCUCGGGCGAAACGAGGAGCGACGUCCAUUUCUGGUACCUCGAGCCCAGUGCGCACUGUGGGAACGUGAUCAUGCGAGUGCCGGUCCGCUGGACGAGCUCGACCACCUCGGGGACGAGCCACAGCGGCGCGUGCGACGCGAACUUCGCCUGA
Molecule: messenger RNA, 516 nt
Organism: Emiliania huxleyi CCMP1516
Lineage: Eukaryota; Haptophyta; Isochrysidales; Noelaerhabdaceae
Exons: 1
Coding region: 1-516 (171 amino acids)
Source: RefSeq, a predicted model, not a curated record